UGCCAUCGCCACUACAAAUAACAAAAGCAUCCACGCCCAAUUUUAGUUCUCCAACCCUACUUCACGCCUCAUUUCUCACAGGUCUGAAAUGUCGUCCGACGCGCCGCCUCCUCUCGCGGAUAAUCGCGUCAUCUUGGGUUGCGGAUCAGUAACGGUGGAUUUUUUGGCGGCGGUGGCUUCUUAUCCAAAACCUGGUGACAAGAUCAGAACCACCAGCGCCAAGGUUCAAGGUGGUGGAAAUGCGGGGAAUGCGUUGACUUGUGCCGCUCGAUUGGGUUUGAAACCAAGGCUCAUUUCCAAGGUUGCUGAUGAUUCUCAAGGUCAAAGAAUACUGGAGGAACUAGAGGCUGAUGGUGUUGAUUCGUCGUUUGUGAUGGUUUCUAAAGGGGGCAGGUCGCCAUUCACCUAUGUCAUUGUUGACAACCAAACGAAAACUCGAACGUGUGUAUUUACUUCAGGAUAUCCUCCCAUGAUACCUAGUGACCUAACGAAAUCUAAAUUGUUAGCAGCAUUGGAUGGGGCAAGACUAGUCUAUUUUGAUGGAAGACUACACGAAACUGCUCUAGUUGUGGCUCGGGAGGCAGCUUGCAAAGGUAUCCCUAUUUUAAUUGAUGCAGAAAGGAAGAGAGAAGGAUUGGAUGAUCUUUUGAGUUUGUCUAGCUAUGUCAUUUGUGCUGCAAAAUUUCCGCAGGCAUGGACAGGUGCUCCAUCUGUCCCAAGCGCACUUUGUUCAAUGCUUCUAAAGUUGCCAAAAGUCAAAUUUGUUAUAGUCACACUAGGUGAAGAUGGUUGCAUCAUGCUAGAGAGGGGUGUGUGUGAAAAUGUUCAGUCCGAAGAAGUGGAUGUUGAUGAUUUAUUGUACACACUGAAGAAUAAAAUGAGCAACGAUACAACUUCGCCAAUAUGUGUAUCAUCGAGUGAGGUGAAAUUAUGUGCCAAGGGGAUAGGGACUGUUUGGGGCAAGCUGCUUUUAGGAACAGCCGAGAAGAUUCCGCCUUCAGAACUUGUUGAUACGACUGGUGCUGGUGAUUCAUUCAUCGGUGCUGUUCUUUAUGCUCUUUGUGCCAACAUGCCGCCUGAAAAGAUGCUGCGUUUCGCCGCUCAAGUGGCUGCUAUUGGCUGCAGAGCUUUAGGAGCUAGAACCGGUCUUCCUCAUGGUACAGAUCCUCAUUUGUCUUCGUUUUUACUGUAAGACACCCUAAAGGUAUAUAUUAAGCAUCAAAUUUACCAGUA
Messenger RNA from Erythranthe guttata (spotted monkey flower), 1233 nucleotides. RefSeq names its product pfkB-like carbohydrate kinase family protein. The record is from RefSeq and is a predicted model, not a curated record. Gene Ontology annotation, molecular function: kinase activity. NCBI's taxonomy places the organism in Eukaryota, Viridiplantae, Streptophyta, Magnoliopsida, Lamiales, Phrymaceae.